UAGCGUGGGCUGAACAGCUGAUUAUUCUGGCGCUCUUUCAUACCUUUCUCUGAAAUAAAUUUGUAUUUCUGGCCGUAAAAUAUGUCCCAAGUCCCGGGUUUGGCCGGCGGAAAUGAGCAACAGAUGCGGAAGAUUCUGAGCGGCGGCGAGUACAAUCGCAUCUGCCAGUUCAUCAACGGCUUCCACGGAUUGGCCAUCGACUGCGAGUUCGAGUUGAGGAAUCGUUUCUUCAGGGACGUGGAACCAAUGGCUUUGACAUGCAUCCUGCAAUCGGAGCUCUUUAACAGGGCGCGUGGUCACCACUGGAAGCAGGACCAGCGAGGAAAGAAGCUCCUCAAAGUCUACGAGGAGCAGAAAAACUUGUACGACAAUGCCCUCCUGAUCCGAAUGGCUUGUGUCGAGGCACUGAAUCCGGUGGCUCUCUGCAGGAUGUUGCUGCAGGAGAAGUACAAGGCGCGGCAUCGAUCGCACAUAUCACAGCUUCUUAGGCAUCCGCAUCUCAUCGACGAUCCGCGGCUGGCGGCCAAUGUGCAGCAGUGCAUAAUCAGCGAUAAUCAAGAGGGAUCUAUUACGGACCUGCGACGACGCAUCAUGGGAGAGGAGUACGAGCUUAAGCUUAAGAAUCUGGCUAAGGAUGCGGGUAUCCAUUUCUACGACGAGCAGGAUUUGCGACGAAUGGGAUAUGACAAGACGCCGGACAUCAAGAUGAUAUUGCCGUUCCUUUACAGGGGCUCUGUGAUCAACUGGAUCGAAAGCAAGGCCAAUUUCGGGGACACCAAGGCACAUAAAUUCAACAUCCAACAGCAGCUGCAAAGCUACUGCAAUCGUUUUGGGCCUGGAAUCAUAAUCUACUGGUUUGGGUACCACGAGGAAACGCCCUCGCUGCCGGAUAACAACAUUGGUAUUACAGUACUUGCUGAUUUUCCGGCAAAAAAAGAUUUAGUUUUCAUGCAUCUUGCGCAAGAAGAAUUCCCCGCUGAGACUCUGGCAACAAAAGAGGACAGCAGUACCGGGAGUCAACUUCUAGGAGAACCUUUUGUAGCUGAAUGUCCAACCAAAGAACUGAAAAAACUUUCAUGAAGCUGAAUAUUCUGGAGAAUGACUAGUUUCGGAGUAUAAGAUAUUUUUAACUAUUGAACGAUAUGUGCUUGUUAAACCAAUGUACAUAGAACCCCUACACUUUAAUCAGGUAGUUGCCAAAUGUUAAGUAGCAUUGAAACAAUCAAAUCUAUACUAAUCUCGCACCAUGCGAAUAUUUACAUAAAGACAGGAAUGCUUUGCAUUUACACACUAACCGUAAGAUAGGACAAUGCUUCUGCAGCAGUAACAUUUCUCUUUAAAUUUAACAAUUAUUUCGUUUUUAUUGUAUUUAUAAAUUCUCAUUUACAUGAUGUAUUCAAUGGUUUAUAGUACAAAAAGAUUGAUUUUAUUUCUGGCAUAAAUCGUAUACAAAACUA
Molecule: messenger RNA, 1457 nt
Organism: Drosophila santomea
Lineage: Eukaryota; Metazoa; Arthropoda; Insecta; Diptera; Drosophilidae
Product: CDAN1-interacting nuclease 1
Exons: 3
Coding region: 82-1080 (332 amino acids)
Source: RefSeq, a predicted model, not a curated record